Zea mays is the source of this 2009-nucleotide messenger RNA. RefSeq names its product Hyaluronan / mRNA binding family. NCBI's taxonomy places the organism in Eukaryota, Viridiplantae, Streptophyta, Magnoliopsida, Poales, Poaceae. The transcript is spliced from 5 exons. Gene Ontology annotation, cellular component: nucleus; cytoplasm. Gene Ontology annotation, molecular function: RNA binding. The coding region runs from base 177 to 1859 and encodes 560 amino acids. The record is from RefSeq and is a predicted model, not a curated record.
UCGCGAUCCAACGGCCGCGGGCGCCGCCUCCCGACCAUAUAUAGCAACCAAACCGAGACAAGGCUCCUGUCUCGAUCCAGCAAGGCGUUCGAUCUGAAGCAGGCAACAACAGUAGUCAUCUAGGCAUCUAGCUAGCCUCGAUCCACAUCCCUGCUGCUACGAUCAACAACACGGGGAUGGCCAGUUUCAACUUCGCCGUGCUCGACCUCGCGGACGGCGAGUCUGGGGAGGCCGCGGUGUCGGUCGUCCUCGCCAAGGCGAAGGCCCAGGCCGUGGCCGACGCCAAGAAGACCAUUGCCGGCUUCGAGAAGGAGAAGCCGAUCGCAAAGAAUAAUAUAUACUUCACCAAACUUCAGCACGACAACGGUAUUAGAAAUAUUUUGCACGAGAUCAAGAGUUUGAGAGAGGCACUCACAAAGCUGAGAGCAGAGGAAACGAAGCUGAAGGAGGAUGGAAUCUUGUCGGCGGAGCAAAGGAAGCUCCGUCUCAUGCCUUUGUGGGAAGAUCAAAGGAAGCUGAGGCAGCACCAGAGGAAACUGAGGGACCAGGAAGCGAAGUUGAGGUCUCUGCGGAAAGAAUUUUAUUUGGAGCAUAGAUUCCCUCUCGGUGCUGGCGAAGAAGACACCCGAGUCCAUGAUCAGGGUGUUGAUAAUGUCAACGGCACCUGUAAUGCUGAUGGAGGAAGAGCACAUGUGUACCGUGAGUACAACAGUAAUGGUGGCAGGCAGGGAUACCCUAAGAGGAAGGUUCAGAGGUACGUUGUUAAGGCCAAGCAGCCAUCGUCCUCUGGUGCUCCCACAGAUCAGGUUCAUCACACGCCUGAGGAUAAGGUCACCUCUGAUUCUGGAUCAGAGGCUCCUGUAGAGAUUGCUCAGGACGAAACCGUCACUUCGACCAAUGCGGACGCCGCACCCGCGUCUGGUAUAGCAGGAGCUGCAGCAAGUAACAACGGACAAAGUGGCCCAAGACCAAGAACGUUUCUUCCAAAGGAGAAGCUCAAUGGCUCUAUGAAAAGGAAGAAGAAGAAUGCGAACGGCGGCAAUGAAGUAGACAAAGCAAAGAAGCAAGGUUCGUCCGAGACUGAUCUUUUGAAGAAGGCUGACAAGGAACAACUGACAGCCUAUCCAAUGGAGGAGGAGAAAAAGACCCUGGUUGAGUAUGAGAGAAUUCAUGAAGACAAGAAGAAGUCUUCAGUUGAGGCAUCAAGAUCUGCCGAGGUGAGGAAGGUCUCCGCCGAUGAAUUCGAGGGCCUCCGGAUGUUGGAGAGGAAGAAGCUUGACGAUGACUCAGGUGUCAUGAAGGCAGAAAAGGUUCAACACAAGGCUAAGGAGACCAGGAAGAAGGAAGGGAAGGAUGCUGACGAUGCCAAGCCUAAGAAGGUUGUCAUCCCCAUGAAAGAUCUCUCCUUUCAGCCGCCAAGGCGCGCUUUUCUACUGGAAGAUGGCACUUCCAACGGUGGUGGCCUCCGCCCUCGUGGCCGCUUCAAUGACGGCGGCUUCCAGUCCCGCAGCCGCGACAACAGCACCGACUCCCGGGUUCGUGCUGGCCGUGGUGGCGCCAAUGGCAGGGCGUUCCAGAACGAGGAUGACAACUGCGACAAAGUUGCUCCGAGGGGCGGCUACCACUACCACCACAACCAGGGCGGCAACCACAACGGCGGCGGCUACCAGCGGCACGCAGGCAAUGACAACUACCGGCCACGGGGACGUGGCUACUCCGGCAACGGCCGCUACCCUCCCCCUGCCCCCAAGCCCUUGGUCGUCGACGACAUGGAUUUGUUCCCGCCGCUACCAGCCUCUGCUCCACCCCGAGCUGCCGCACCGGCGACCGCCCCCGCACCCGCACCCGCACAGUCCUAGUCGAACGACUAGUCGCUUCCUUUUAUUUAUUCGUUUGCUGAGGAUUGUGGAGAGACGAACAUGGGAGGAGGUACUCCUCGAAUUUGUAGCGGAUGGUAUAAUAUUUAUAGUAUAGGUAUAGAAAAUAUUAUUUACAUUUAUAUAUAAAUA